AUGGCUAGCCAGGGCUACUACCACCAGGGACCUCCUCCCCCCGGGCCUCCCCCCCAGGCCUACGGCGGUUACCCUCCCCAGGGCGGUUACGAACAGGGCUACCCUCCCCAGCAGGGCUACGGCUACCCUCCCCAGCAGGGCGGCUACCCUCCCCAGGGCCAAAUGCAAUACCAGCAGCCUCCCCCGCCUGAAAACAAGGGCAAGAGCGGUGGUCAGGGCUGCCUCGGCGCCUGCUUGGCCACCCUUUGCUGCUGCUUCGUCUGCGAGGAGGGCUGCGAGUGCUGCGCCGACUGCAUUGAGUGCUGCGAGAUGUGCUAA
Molecule: messenger RNA, 318 nt
Organism: Penicillium atrosanguineum
Lineage: Eukaryota; Fungi; Ascomycota; Eurotiomycetes; Eurotiales; Aspergillaceae
Exons: 4
Coding region: 1-318 (105 amino acids)
Source: RefSeq, a predicted model, not a curated record